AAUUCGUCCAAGGUGCUGACGUCACCCCAGACUCUCAACCAAUCAGAAAAGUGUCUCUUGCACCAUAUAAAUUUCAGCCUCAGUUCGCCGCAGUUAUUCGUCAGGGAGACAUUCUGGAAGAUUAUUAUUUUUUUUAUCAAGCAAAAGUAUUCAACUCGAGCUUCCGCCAUGGCUAAAACCGAAAGUGAGAGAAGAAAACUGAAGCCAGUGAUAGAGAAGAAAAGAAGAGAUCGAAUCAAUCAAAACCUUGCCGUGCUCAGAGCUCUGCUGUUCGACAGCACCGCAGAUACGCGUUUACAAAACCCCAAACUGGAGAAAGCAGAAAUUUUAGACCUGGCUGUUCAAUAUAUACGAAAGAACACACAUGACAAAACAGAUAAGAAAGGGUCUGUUAAUCAGACUGUUGUUGAUGUCACACAUACUCAAACAAACUCAUCAAACCCUGGCUCUGCUGCUCACCCCCAUCAAUGUGUUUCGGACUUCACUUCCUUCAUCGGUCAAAAGCACCACUUUGAGAGAGAGAAUUACAGAAUGAGUCUGGAAUACUAUCUGCAUUGCCACCGGGAUCAUUCUUCCAGAGCUGGGAAAGAAUCCGAUACCAAGUCACCCAACUCUCAUACUAAACUCUGCUCAUCUACAACAGUGUCUCAUCCCUACAAACAAGAUCUAAUUUUCACUGAGUCAUGUUCCAUUACUUCUAAAUCUGCCCUCAAAAAUCCCAUUUCCUUUACUUCACCAGAACAGCUCUCCCCUCCACCCUCUCCACUCCGCGUACCUUUUGCUCACCCUGUGCCUCCUCCCUCCUCCUCCCCACCUCUCGUUAUAACAUCAUUCUCUGUGUGCAGUCCUGGGAGUUUACCCCAGCUUCAUAAAUCCAGAGCUCUACCUAUGUCAGCAUCUCUUAAUCUGGAAACAAGAGAAGUGCUCACUCCAUCCCAAACAACAUGGAGACCGUGGAGCUGAAAUGGUAUGGAGUGCUGAUAUCUCAGAUCUGACCAAGAGGAAACAAUAUGGUGCUCAUAGACACCUCUAGUGGACACGUGUGGUACCUGAAGGACAGAAUAUUUGCAGUCAUUCAGCUGGCAUUCUUUUUAACAAAGUCCAAAUGCCUUUGAAAGGCAUUUCAAUGUUUUGAUGUACAUACAUGAUCUAUUUAUUGACAAAUGUGGAUGCCUCUAUAGGCACCUCACUGUUUGUACAUGUAUACUGCAAAUAGUAUUUUACUGUAUUGUCACCAGUUAUUA
Messenger RNA from Ictalurus punctatus (channel catfish), 1244 nucleotides. It is a transcript of the gene her11, whose product is annotated as hairy-related 11. The coding region runs from base 169 to 963 and encodes 264 amino acids. Gene Ontology annotation, biological process: anterior/posterior pattern specification; regulation of neurogenesis; regulation of transcription by RNA polymerase II. NCBI's taxonomy places the organism in Eukaryota, Metazoa, Chordata, Actinopteri, Siluriformes, Ictaluridae. The transcript is spliced from 4 exons. Gene Ontology annotation, molecular function: RNA polymerase II cis-regulatory region sequence-specific DNA binding; DNA-binding transcription factor activity, RNA polymerase II-specific; protein dimerization activity. Gene Ontology annotation, cellular component: nucleus. The record is from RefSeq and is a predicted model, not a curated record.